This is a messenger RNA of Paramuricea clavata, 21660 nucleotides long. Lineage: Eukaryota; Metazoa; Cnidaria; Anthozoa; Malacalcyonacea; Plexauridae. The record is from the annotation of a GenBank genome assembly.
AGAAAAUGUGCCAUAAAUUAUCUAUUUGAAUUUCAUACAAGUCGAAAUAUCUCAAUAGCGAACAUGAAAUUAUAAAAAUUCUCACGAAUUUUAAGAUUUUUUUCGUUUAAUUAAGAGAAUAGAAAUUUUCGCAGCUUCCUCAGUAUAGCAUUAAAACUGAGAGACUGAUUAGAGGUAGUGAUUGAUUCUUGCUGAAUUCCUAGGUAUCGCCCGAUGAAUUUCACUCCGGAGUAUUUAAAAGAGAGGACUGAUGCCUCCUUAUCCUUGUUUGAAGAGAUAAAAGGUAUGGACAUCGAUGAACUAAAAUUAAAGCCAAGAGAAGCUAAAGCUCUUUAUCAGGUUAGUGAAGUCCGUCUUCUUGCCUUUGUCAGCAAACAUUGUCAACGCAUGUAGUGUCUGUUUUUGAUGAGAAAAAUAGACAAUAUACAUUUGCAUUAGACAAAGAAAUACUAAAGGAUGCAUUUAGCAGGGGAGAGGGAAAACAAAGAAAAACCCUUUAAAAUUCCGCAAAAAACAGACGGCCGAAAAAAAUUCGUGCAAGUAGAGACAAUCUCUCUCCCCCCUCCCCCACCCCCAAACACUUUUCUAAAGGUCCGCCUCUGACUGGCUAGUAAGUUUCUUGUCAUCAAUAAAUAUGUAGGGAACUAGAAUUUUUCCCUUCAAGUGCACUUUUAUGAAGGGAAAAAUGAAAAAAAGGGGGGGGAGGGAAAAAAAAACAAAAAACGUAAAGUAAAAAAAAAAACAAGAAAAAAAACAUAAAACGUAAUACUUUUUUUUACUUUACGUUUUUUUGGGGUUUUUUCUCCUUUUUUUUUCGUUUUCCCCUUCAUAUGCACUUAAAUGUAGGCCUGUAGGGGAUUAGAUUACAUUCAGUAUAAAUGAAGUUAGUUUUAUGACUUGAUUUUCAUAAACCGCCUCAUUUUUAAUUCGUUUCAGCUGAAACAUUUCUUGCGCACGACUUUUGCCUCUCCCUACGAUGCAAAUUUCUACAGCGGUGACUGGAUGUUAGGUCCAAAUCAUUUUUGCUGGCAAUCAAUAUGUUUCUUGGGCUACGACCUGGAGGAAUAUUCGAUGUGGGUGAAGCCUAAAGAUUUGGAUGGUCUAGAACGCAUAUUGGAUAUGAUAUAUCAACAUGGAGAAGCCGUGAAACAAUACCAGUAAGAUCAAUUUUUGAAUUUCUUUAAUUUACUAGAAGUUUACGAUAAUCGGUAUUGGGUGUUUUAAGUUCAAAAGGUAGUCAAAAUGGGAAAUAUAUGGUCAAAAUAGUUGGUCAACUUUUAAACGAAAUUAGAAAAGAAUUGCUUUGGGGGUAAUGAAGUAAAAAAAUUAAGGACUGAAGUAAACAAAUGUUUAAUCCAAUAAAACGGUAUCGUGUUGCAUGUUAGGUGUGGAGCAAUUAAUGCGUGAAGCGUGUCAUUUAUAUUUAUGAGCGGUUUUAACGAACGUUAGUUGCAGUAACAUGUUACCGUGGAAAUUAUCUUCAAAAACUCAUUAAACUAUAAAAGUCGUAUCCUCGGUCGUAUCUUUAUAUGUGAUAGAGAUUUUCCUUGAUUUACAUAAACUUUAACUUUCAUUUUCUCGACUUGCACGACGUAUUUUUUGAAAAUUACUUUGCCAAUGAACUUACUAGAUCAAUCGUUUUUGAAGCAAUUUAAAACAUUCGCAGUGCGUGUUUUAUCAGACCUAAAGUCGUAAAGAUACUCGGCUUCGCCUCGAAUCUUUAUAUCUGAUAAAACACUUCUUCUCAUGUUUUAAAUAGUACAUUAAAAACUCGAAAUGAACGACGUCAGCUUUACUCCGUCGACUGACAACAUGCAUGACAUCAUAUAUUAUAAAAUCGAUAUUGGUACAUUUAUAACAUUUAUAGUAUCGGCUAGAUUGUUGCAUGAAUUUGUAAUCGGUAAUUUCCAAUUGUGGAACAUGAUUAGAAUUUCGCCUUCAUGUAAGCUUUUAGUCACAACCAAACUCUGCUUCCGUGUUCGGUAACUAUAACUGGGUUCUUUUAGUUCUUCAGUUUAAACAUCAAAACUAGACAUCAAAACUGAUAGAACUAUCCAGUGUAAAUAAGAUAGGUUUUCGUCUGGUAAUAUCAUGUGACAAUAAUAAUGACCCUUAAUACUGGACCUCUAGUGAGAACAGUUUAGAAUUUGUACUACAUGGUCAUGGAGCUAUCCAAUAUACGAACUGUAUAAAUAAAUAAAAUGAGUCAAGUUUGCAUACAGGUCUCCUCAGAUCGCUAGGGAGAACAGUUUAGAACUCGUGUAAGCUUCGUGUAGACUAUCCAGUAUUAAUAAAUUUUGUGUGGUUUAUGUUUCCUCCUGUAAUAACACUAUACUCACUACUCACUAGAGCAAUAUUGCGUAUAAAGCUAGGUAUGGCCUUAUUGAACUUCAGAAUUUCCAGGAAGAAUAGUUUAGAAUUGAUCGAGCCGUCCAAUGUAAAUGUGGUUCUUGUCCUCAAAAUCUCAAUGCUGAUUUGUACUUUUAAAUUGGGAGAUCGUAAAAAUAUAGUUUUGCUAUUUCUACUAUUGCUAACUGUAGUUCAAAUGCCUCGCUAUUUUCGCUAUUGCAAUUGCGCUAACAGAGACUCCUGUUGCCGUCUCAAGUAUUUCAUUUCAGACUUAAAUGCUUUAAUAAUUCUAGCUCUUGAUUUUUCAUUGUUUAUACGGCUUCUUGAUAGCUUCCACUUUAGAUCAGGUGAUUCAAUAUUAUUAAAUUUAUUAUAAAUUGAAACGAUUUCUUCAGCCGUAAGCAGUCCAGAUGUAGCAACAUAUUUUGCGAAUCCGUCCUCACGCAUAGCAAGAAAUCUUAGAUCGUAUAUCGCAUCGCCAAUAACGAAUCUCCUGUUCUCCCUUGUUCUAUCUAAACCUUUCUGUGAACAUUGGUAGUCGAUCCAUUUUAAAACAGCUUUAAAAAGUUCAACUUCUUUAAUAUCCAAGCUGUCCCGCUUGAGCAAACAAGCUAAUGAUUUAUGGCUAAUCAAAUUGAAACAUUCCAAUACCACAAUGUCGUUAGUGUUCCAGUCUAUAAACUCCCAAGAUUUAAUUUCUAAAUGUUUCUCAUCAAAAUGAAUAGCUUGUUCUAAGAUAUACAACACGUUAUUGGGCUCCGUCUCUCUUUCAAGGAAUUUAACGCACUCUUCAGUCAGCGAAGGCACAAUAUAUUUCUUUGAUAAAUACAUGAUAGACACAGCAUUUUCUAUCGUUAGACUCGUCCAAUUGCAUUCGUCUGUGUAGAGGAACCUCAAGCAUUCCUCCAGACUUAUCUCAUCCGUGUCGCUGAGACGAAGGGUCGAAUUCUUCUCUGCUAAAUCGCCAUAGAACAUUGCUUUAAAUACAGCACUGCUUGUAGCCAAGAUAUAUUUAUGGGCAUAGAACAUCUUGUCUGAACCUUCGCAAGUAAAGCUGAUGUCGCUCAUGUCCGAAUUGUUAAACAUGUGUCGGGUUCUUUCUGAGACGGUGUUCUUUGUCGACUGCCAGUCUACAUGAGGUUGAGCGGAAGGUUUAUGAACCCAGACACGUUUCAUUUUCACACGGCGACUAUUUUCUUCUGUUGCCUUCGUUUUAUAUUUACGUUUCCCCAACAUUCCAUGUUCCUUUGACGCCAUUUUGUUUUAUACGCUGGCGAUGAUACUGUAAAUAAAUAAAAAAAUAAAUAUUUAAAUUUGCAAGGCAAAUUAGUUUGAGACGUCGAGGGUUUCUCACUCUAAAACUGUGGUUUCUUGUUGCAAGUAGAAAAUCAGCAACAUGAAAAAUGAUACGCAUUGGACUGUAAAUCUAUACCCUGCAGUAAAUAUGCCCGCUUGUCAUUUAUGACAUUUAUAUAAUUCUGGUCAUUUUUAUAACAUAAAAUUCCAUCUUUCCCUCACUCGAAAAUAUUUUUACUAUUGCACUCUUAAACAUCCAUUGUUUGUAUAAUAUGCUAUGCCUAUGGUAUUACCGUCCAGCGCAUUUAUACUUUAUUGGCGGCAUUCAAUCAUAUAAGCACUUUUGAGCCGGCGAAGGAAGAAGAAUGGUGCAUCAUUUUGUUUCGCGCGAAUAAACUAAUCUCAAUCCUAAAAGACUGUUGACCGGCCUCGUACGUAGUCGUAGCGGUCACACAGGCUACCUAAAUAGUAACGUUAUAUAACUAGACUGUUUUAAAACAUACGGCGCGAUCACGCGAACUGAAAGACAACCUUUCGAAACAAAGAAAUUAUUCAUGCUAAACAAAAAGUUUUAACAACUUGUGGUCCCAGGGGUAUCCUCAACAACAUUGUCAUUCUGAAUACAACGUAAAGCCAGGAGGGGCAAACUAGGAAACAUUGUCGCGGAAACAUUGUUUCCUGACAAUGUUUCGCCAUGUUUCCCAGAAUGUGCAAACACUUGGAAACAUUAGUGAGAAACAUAGGGAAACAUCAAAUGUUUCUGAAUUUGCUAGGAUUCGAAACAUUUUUCAGUUCUCGGGAAGCAAAUUUUGUUUCCACAACAAUGUUUCCUUGGGUGGGCAAAUUAAGAGGGAAACAUUUGAGGAAACAUCACGAAUCGCAAAUGUUUCCGCAACAAUGUUUGCUAGUUUGCCCAGGGCUUUAAACUAAGAUUUGGUGACGUCUUUCGAGCAGCGUCACGCUAAUGGUUGUUGAGACGUUAGAGGAGUUAAAUAAAAUCUGAACUUUUCUGUUCAGUGUGCAAGGUCAUUUUAAAUAUCUUCCCGGAUUUACAGUAACCAAAUUCCUUAGGUCUCAAUCAGCUAGUUGAGCUGAAAUUGAGACCGCGUCGUCCAAUGUCAACUCUUGCGCGAAGCCAUUCUUGUCAUGCAUAGGCUACAACGAUUUUAUCAUACCUCAUACCUCAUACUGAAAACUUAUGAUCACCAAUACUUAAUUGAUAAUUUCAGGUUGAACAUGCGUCUGGGAGUCAAAUCAGGCAUGAUCCGUUCUAAAAACAACUGCAAGUCUGGGCUGAAUGCAUUUAAACAGCACUUCAAGAAGACAACAAAGGACAACAAUCCUAAUGAUAUCUUGGAAGAACUACAUGUAAAGCGUUAUCGCGAGGAGUUGUACAUCGAGGCUUUAUCAGACGAUGAUACAAGGGAAUGGCUGAGGAUGAAAGGCAAAACUGUGUCCGCUUCAAUUGACGAGGCAUUAGUUGAAGGUCAGCUACUCCCAAAUUUUCUCAGUUUCGAAAGAAUUACCUCAGAACAAUUUUCUAUUUCUACGUAGAACGAAGAACGGCAAAAUCUUAUCUAUUUGUUAAUUAUUGCACUGAAACCAAAACUUAUAUUAUACUAUCGCCAUACUUGCAAAGAACUUUAUUUUAAGACCCCGUUUAACGUUUAUUUUAAGACCCCGUUUACACGGUAUCGGACGAAUUUGGGCCCGGCCUGAAAUUCGUCCUUUUUCGCCUGUUUACACGUAUGCGAAUUUGUCCUGUUAGGGGGUCACAAAUUCGUCCGGUUCCACGUGGUUCAGUCGUGUACCACGGAAGGUCGAAACGGGCGAAUUUCAGCCCGGUUCCAAAUUCGUCCGGUACCGUGUUUAAACGGGGUCUAACUAUGUUUAGUUUACGCUCUGUCAUAUUCUAGGAAUUGGAAGGCCUUUAAUCGAUUUUGUGAAAUACCUUGAGGAUGAACAUAUGCGACAUUGCCUUCCCAGAGAUCUUUCCAGUGGUCUAGCUGGACUUCCCGUGGAUUUUAUAUAUAUUGACGGUACCGCUUCCAUCAUUCCCACCACCAAAGUCUUGCCAAUAACUGGACAGAAGUUGAACGGGAAGGAAAACUACAAAAAUAUUUUACCAUAUUUUACCACGAGUGAUAUUACGCCAGAUGAGAUUUAUAAAAUUGGACAGGAAACCCUAGCAGCUCUUUAUCCACAGGUGAGAAUAAUUGUGUCUCUAUCAAAAUCAUCAGUAAGGCUAAUAAGAAGAAAAAUAACGUUACACUAUAUAGUUACAGAAAUAAUCCUCUAUGCACCGGAUUGAAAAGUAGAUGGCACUGAUCAUUUUUUCUCUCGAUGCAAAAUUAAUUUCGACCAAUGUAAUCAAUGUAUUACUUUAAAAAGCUCAAUUAUUCAUAAGGAAAAGACAGAGGAAAUCAAUAUACUGUGUGAAUGUCUCGGUGGUUUUAUAUGUGAUAAAAAUCUUGUUAAUUUAAUUAAUUAACUUACAUAAACUUUAGCUUGAUUUUUUCGGCUUAGAUAACGUUUAUUUUGAUAAUUACUUCGCCAAAGAACUCUUAAGAUGGGUCGUUCUUUUAAGUUCAGAUGUAUUAUCAGUUGUAAUAUCUGAUAAGCACUUCUGCUGGUGUUUUAAAUAGUACAUUAGUACAUGAUUUUUUAAUUUUACGUAUAUUUUAGGCAAUAGAGAUAGCCCGCAACAUCACAGGCGAAUCAGACAACGAAACAGCUAUUCGUGAAUUCAAGAAGCUACUGAACUCGUCGGAAGAAUAUUUCAACGACGGGCCGUUUCCUGCAAACGAAUCGGACGCUGCUGCAUUCAAAAAUUGUUCAGACAUCGAGUCUGCGAAGUUGAAUUGUCCUACACGUUGGGAAGCUAUGUUGAAAUGGGCCGGUUAUGGCCGUCAAACGGGAGCGAUAUUGGCACCAAAACUCAUUCCAAUGUUUUACCAUACUGGCAAUAAGAUUACAAUUCCUAACUGUCCUUUGGAAAUCAGGCCCGAUUUUAACCCAUCGUUUGCGACUCAGUCGUACUCAGUGUCCAGUGCAGGUUGUCAGAAACCAGCGUUUAUGAACAUACCUUUCUUCGUAAAAAAAUACGGACCGAAAUUUUCAGACUGGAGUGUAGUUGCACACGAAGGCUGGCCUGGGCACCAUACUCAAAUGCAAGGUAGGUAAUUCGUGAGUAAUUUGUCUUAUACACAUCACCUUACUUUACCAUACCAUACUAUACCAUACCAUGCCAUACCAUACCAUACCAUACCAUACCAUACCAUGCCAUACCAUACCAUGCCAUACCAUACCAUACCAUGCCAUACCAUACCAUGUCAUACCAUACCAUGCCAUACCAUACCAUACCAUACCAUGCCAUACCAUACCAUGCCAUGCCAUGCCAUGCCAUGCCAUGCCAUACCAUACCAUACAAUACCAUACCAUGCCAUACCAUAUCAUACCAUACCAUACCAUAUACCACAUACCAUAUCAUAUACCAUAUACCACAUACCAUAUACCAUAUGCCAUAUCAUAACAUAUACCAUAACAUAUACCAUACCAUACCAUACCAUACCAUAUGCCAUGCCAUGCCAUGCCAUGCCAUACCAUACCAUACCAUACCAUAUUACCAUACCAUACCAUACCAUAUACCAUAUACCACCAUACCAUAUCAUAUACCAUAUACCACAUACCAUAUACCAUAUACCAUAUCACACCAUAUACCAUAACAUAUACCAUACCAUACCAUACCAUACCAUACCAUACCAUACCAUACCAUACCAUGCCAUACCAUACCGAUACCAUACCAUACCAUAAUUUACCUUACAUCACAUUACAUUAUAUUACCUUAUCUUACAGGUUUCGCAGAAUACUUUACUGACCAAUGCGAAGAUGUUCUGAAAUGGUUAGACUCCCAAUCAGGGUAUAGUUUUUUCAGAGAGGGUUGGGCAUUGUAUGCCGAGAAGCCAGUUAUUUCUGAAGACACUGACACAUACGACGGAUAUCCCUUAAAAAAGUAUGGAAUGUUGCAAUGGCAGGUAAUAUUGUUGUUCUGCUCAGCUUUAUAUAACAUUGGGAUUGGUUAAUCGUAACGAUAACGGUAGUAGAAGUCAAACUCUGACAUUCUCUAAUGUUUAACACUUGAACCUGACAGCAGGGCCGCAACUGUGGGGGAGGGGGUACGUACGGUCAAGUUUCGGCCCUGCCCGACACGAUCCAAACUCCAAAUGUGUGUGUUUAAAAUCCUACAGUAUAACGCGUUUUUCGUUCUUUCCAGCUGAACGCGAGAAUAAGUAUGAAUUUAUUUUUUAAUACAUGAUGUAUUUCUUUAGAUCUGGAGAGCUUUGCGUCUAAUCGUUGACACAGGUCUUCAUUAUCGCGGAAUGAGCAGGUUGGUCACGUGAAGUCACACUUUGUUACCAAUAUCAAAAUACUUAUGGAAGUAACAGAAUAGCUCCAUCAGUUAUGAUUCAACUGGUGUCGCUACAGAGGGCUAACAGGACUACUAAGGGUCAUCCACACAUUCCUUACUAGCUGUUAUUGCAGAUGGAAACCCUGAAAAAGAGCUUUUAAAGACCAAAAUAGUCUAUUUCGCCAUUUGUAGAAGUGUUUUUAGAUGGAAAUUUCGAGUGUGAAUUUUAUACGUUUUAAUAGAUUAGGAGUAAUGUUUUUGAUGUUACUCUGAGUGUAUAUCCACACCAGGCAGGCUGAAAAGUUCGCCUGACUACGGUGGGAAUCGAACCCGUGACCUUUGGGAUACUAUAGUCCAAUGCUCUGCCAACUGAGCUACGAGGCCAAGUCCGUUCGAGUGUGUGGUAUUUCGCAACUAAGUCUAGUACCUUCGAUACCAAUGUGUUCUAUGAUCAUGAUAUUUUUGUGUGUGUUUUGAUGUUAUGUACUCAGGUGAAUAUAAUGUUCUUGAUGUUACUCUGAGUGUAUAUCCACACCGGGCAGGCUAAAAAAAGUUAGCCUGGCCACGGUGGGAAUCGAAUCCGCGACCCUUGGGAUACUAGUCCAAUAUCGAAGGUACUAUAUAGACUUAGUUCCGAAAUACCACACACUCGAACAGACUUGGCCUCGUAGCUCAGAUUAGGAGCAGUUUCGAAAAAUGUAGCUAUAUGGUCAGUCUGACUUAUCUUUGGAGUUCCGCACCCAUCAACCUACUAAAACGCGUUUCCCUUUUUUAUUUUAGAACUGAGGCUUUGGAAUUAUUCUCAAAAUACGCUUGGGAGGAUGGCGAGAUCGCGCAAAAGGAAGUCACUCGUUACCAGGGCGGUCCGGGACAGGCGACCGCGUACAAACUCGGGCAACAAAAGAUCAUCCAAAUGCGAGAAUAUUGCGAGCAGGAACUUGGGGAUAAAUUUGACCUGCGCGAAUUCCACUACCAAAUCUUAUCGAUGGGCUCGGCAACAGAAAAAUACAUCGAUAAACAUAUCAAACAGUACGUGAAAUGCAUUGUGGAUGACUUAGAUGAGGAAGUUUGUGAUCAUAUUUUAUAUCCGAUGCCAAAAUCGAAGACACAUGACCCUGAUGAGGGGUACGAGCCGUUUCGUCGUAGUAGGCCAUUUCCUGCUCGAUACGCUUAGCGUGAGUAAACUUUCUUCAGGAGAUAAACACUAUGCCUAACCCUAACAUUACUUAUUUAACCAGAUUCCUUACUAGUAGGGUACCGGCGUGUACACAUGGAUAUCUAGGGUGAUACGAGAAUCCAAUUAUGCAAUAAUAUACAGCAGGACCGCUUUUGUUGUGCCGUAAUGAAAUAUCUACAGAUGAUGAAAGGACUAUACAGGGCUCAAAAUAACGGUCGGUCAACGGACAAUGACCGGCCAAAACUGCCUCUUGACCGGUCACCUUUUUUACCUCACCGGUCAUUUUGACCGCGGCCACAUUUUCAUGCCUUCCAAUGUGAUUGCUGACGCCUUGAAUUAAAACAUGAAACUAUGAUGUAUAUCGAAACAAGUUUCUAAUAGUUUGUUUCACUGUUAGUGUAAGCGUAUCGAUGACCGGUCAAAAAUAGAUCAAGAUCAAGUUGUCAGGUCAUUUUGACCGGAGACCUCCCGUUAUUUUGAGCCCUAGACUACGUUCACACUACAAUGGCGCGAAAUAAUGCUGGCAGUGUGUUCACACCAUUGAAAUGAAUAUAACUGGAACGUUACUUCCAACCAGAAAUUUGAGGCCAAACUUGAAGGCCAGUCCCAGUCUUUUCACGCAUGCGAAGAGCGCUCAAUCAGUCAAUCAUGAUAUAAAUACGCGUGUCUGGGGUCGAGAUUUGGCGUCAAGAAAAAGAUAGACAGUUUAUCUGAAGGUAGCAUUCCAGUUAUAUUCAUUUCAAUGGUUCACACUAAGUUUGUUUACAAAUUAAAUUAGCCAGGGCAUUUUUUAACUAUAUAACUACUGGGGCAUUUACCCCAGUAGGCUCUUUGCUUGCCCCGGUAGUGAAGCAUGUUUUCAGAUGAGCUGGGCCCUUUUGAUCAUUAGUAAAAGGCUAACCUUGUUGAAAAAGCUACAUCUGCCUGCUUUCUCAUAUCCCCUCACAUUCUCUACAUGGCUCUCUUAUCAAAAUCAGCACAGGCAGGGGCGGCGCUAAAAGUGGGUUGUGGGUGUGGAAUACCCCAAUCAUCAGGUAGUCAGCAAAAUAUCUAAUCCCAGUUGGAUGAAAAGAAACACUAGUUAGCGUUUGAAAUUAGUAGGCAAUAUUUCACUCACACCCACCCACCCACCCACCCCCUAUUCUGAAUAGCGCUGCCCCUGACUAGCACAGAGUGGUUUUUGUGUACCCGUAUAAACUGUGUGGAGAAAAGGCCCUCAUCAAGACUAAGCCCCAGUAGUUGUAAUUUCUUAAAAAAUGCCCUGAAAUUAGCACUCAUCUAAACUCGAAAUAUUUCAAAUGGAGCAAAGACGAAAAGCAUUCAAAUGUACUGUUUUGAGACCUGAGAUGCUUGGUUUGCAAGCGGUUCAAAAAAACAACGGCGUUUGUGUUCACACGAAGCCGCCAAGCGUUUUCAUCUCGUUCCGUUUGGAAACCGUGCUCAAAUUGGUAUACGGCAAAAGUGACGUCUUCAAACAAUUUUGCUCAGGCGUUGUGUGAACGUAAUAGUUAGUGAUGCAGUUCGGGAUACCGUAUUUACUCGUUUAAGCGACGUGGCGGCGGUGGCGCUACUUACAUUUUUGGUGCUUCGAUGCGGCGUUCUUUGCAAAAUAUUUUAUUUAUGCAACAAGACUAUGCCAGCAACAAAAUAAAAAAAAUAAAAUCGCUUACAUGCAGGAGAAAAAAGUUCCGAGGCUUGCCAAAGAUUGCAAUUUCGUACCCAAGGAGUUUUGCUACCGCUGCGUUUAAACGAGUAAAUACAGUAGAAGGUGUUUUGAGCAACGAACUCAGGAUUUACAUAUAGUAUCUUAGUUUAUUUAACUCAUAAGUUAUAUUUCAACUUUACCACGAUUCAUUUCUCAAUGAUUACUGUGGAAGCAAUAAGUAAUAUAUUAUUACAGCAACGUAAAAAAACGACUAGAAUAUUUUAUUAGAAUACAUAAAUUGAGUGUUAUCGUGUACAUGUUCAUUAAUUAAAAUUAAGACUGCACCAAAAUUGUAAACAAUCGAGCUUAUACAACUUACUGCUAGCCAAACUGACUGAAUUAGUUAUUAUACCAUUGUUUUAUUUUUUGCAUCAAAGGAUAAUCAGUCACAUAUAGGAGCCUGGGAACGAGCUUGAAAAUGCGCAUGCGUGCAUUUGCUAAUGUUCAUUGUUAGAUGCAAAUGACGGCCAGUAUUUUCGCCAGUUUCGCUCGGAAGACUGGGAACGAAAUAAUGCCGAAAUAUUUUGUUUGAAAAAUUUUCAAAAUGUCGGAAGAAAGGAACGAAGAAUGUUGUCUUCUAAAUCGACGUUUAAAUGACUUUGGAGUAGAAACAGACUAAUCAACAUCAUGUAGAUAUAACUUGAUUUUAUAUGACGUAUGUCUCGCAAUCAAUCGAAGUGGACAAUCUCUGUGUUAUCUUGAAAACAAGGCAUGAACUGUCAUAAUUUGUCAAAGUAUAGACUUUAAAUAGUCUACGUUAGGACGGUUGUGUUCUUUUUGUAGCUUGGUUGUAGCGUUGUGAGCUGGCAUUAUGCUAGAAGGUAUGUUUAUGAGAUUUGAAGGAUGUUGCUUAUAGUUAGUCGCAAGUACUGCUUGUAUAACUUUUUUGCUUACCGAACUUUUGUUAAACUUUACAGAUAAGGCCAUGGGAAUGAAAGUCAUAGAUUUGCGUCCACCGCCCGCAUGCCUCAAAAGCUACCGCCUAAAAUUUUCAUUAUUUACAAAAAAAUUCAUUAUUUUCACAAAUAAAACAAAACUCAAUAAAAUUAGCAAUAAAAUUGUGUAUUGAUUACAAUAAAAUGAACAUAUUGCAGUGUGUUUGUCCUCAGUAUCCACAUUCUAUGAAAUUCCAAAUUAUAUUCACCGAAAUGGCGAAAUUGGCACACAGAUCUUAGUACUGCAACUGCGUGAGCUCGAGAUAUAUGUAAUUCCGUGGCGUAAACGGUAAUUCGUGUUUUGAUCUCUGUAUUUACCACCCAAAAGGAUGGUAAAAAAAUAAUGAAUAAUGAAAAAAACCCGCAUGUUUUUUCAAAAUUAUCCGGACGCAAAUCUAUGACUUUCAUUCCCAUGGCCUAAUUGAGAUAAAUAUUGUGAUAAAGUUAACAAAAUGUAAAACAAUUUUAUUACGGGCCACGUCCAUAAUGUCAAAGACUGUCGCUGGAGAUUGCCAACAUUUGCAAUUAUUAAAGCUGUGACAAGUUUCUCUUGACAAGUUUUAUUUGCUUGCACGUGUACGGCAAAAAAUUGACAAUUUUUACUUGCCAACGAGCCUUGUUGCAAAGCUAGGCAUGCCAGCUGUUGGACAAGGAAAUUUUGUUUGUGUCUACAGCUGCCAAAGAAAACCUGACAAGUUUACACAAAAUAUGUCUGUGGGUUUGGCAAACAAAAGCGGCCUUGAUGUGAGAUAAAUGUUUAACAACAUUCUGUGAAAAGGAAGCUGGUCAACUCGGCCCACUGACCAACUCGGCCCAUACCAUCUUGGCCCAAUUGUUAACUACUGUUUGACAUAUUAGGAAAGCUAAUAUUUUACAAAAGAUAGCACCAAACCAAUACAGCCAUGUACAGUUGCAUUGGGCAUACAGAUGAGUAAAGUUUGAGAACAUCCAGUUUGACUUAAUUUAAUUAAAGAAUCUAUCGAAGUUUCAAAUUCUCUAUCUGUUCGUUUUGAUACUAAAUUACUGAUCAUUCAAAUCUCUCUCAAAAUUUGCAAAGAUAGAAUGCAGUCAUGGCUCCUAGCUUGUUUAGUGGUUAGAUAAUAGUCAGUUUACGAGCGGGCGGAGUUGUUCCUUGAACGGUGGGCCGAGUUGGUUAGUGGGCCGAGUUGACUGUAAAGCCUGUGAAAACACAUGAGAAAGUAAACUCGCGAAGGAAAAUUGUCAAGUAAAACUUGCUCAUCUGUAAGAGACUUAGCCUGCAUGUCAGGCUCUAUGCUUGAAAUAGGGCCUGCCACUGAGGUCAAUAACAAGUGGAUUUAUGCAUACAAAUCAUAUGCAAAAUUCCCAUUGGUCAGAAAUAAAUAGCAUUGCCUUUUAAGGUGAUGUAAAGUUGUUGUUUACGUAAUAUGAUAUUCCGUACUUGUAAUUGUACUUUUGGCCGCAUUAAUUACUGCCUUUGCUGUCUAUAAAUACGCUCAAUAACUGUUAUUAUUAUUAUUUAGUAUAAUGUAAUUCCUGGCUGUUUAAUGAAAAUUGGAAUAUUUAUUUUCGAGAUAUUGGCAGAAAAAUUGGCUGUUAUUGUCAUAUUUUAACCCAUUGAGUCGCAUUGCACCCAGAUGCACCCCACUUUAGUAUUUUACUCUGUCUAACACCAGACGAUUUUACUCGUCAAGGGGAGAGCGCUGGUGCUUAAUGGGUUAAAUUAGCUUUGAUAACUGUUCAUUUUUUAUUGCAUUCAGUAGCAGGCUGUAUUUCAAGCAUAGAGCCCGACACACAGGCUAUACAGGGCUUUAAUCAUGACGCCAAUGUCAAAAAAAAUUUUGAAGUUUUAUAAUUGCCAUAAAAGGCAACUACAAACUUGACCCACCCUCAUAAAUAUUAUCACGAGGAUAAUAAUGAAUUUAUAAUUGUCAAAAAAAACUAGAUAUGUGAUUUAUUCACCACGGACACAGUACAUCCAACAGAAAUGACCCAUUUUAUGAACUAAACCAAGAUGGCACCGCUUGUUAAUAAUUUACAAUAAUAUUACCUAAAUUAGCUUAUAUUAUAAAAUCAUGUCAGAUAUAUCAAAAUCUACCAUAAUGAAAUCUGAAUCCAAAACGUGCCUCCGUUCCUGAUGAGAUUUUCGCAUCUUCAAUGACUAAUUACCUUACAUUUCAGUGGAAUCAUCAAGGCAAGUGAGAAGAUCUCGCAAGAAACACGACAGAAGUCAAUCGGCAUCCAUGCCAGUUAAGGUAAUACCAGUUUGACACUGACUUUGAUAUGCCCUUGAAGUCUUGAACAAAUUUUAAUUAUUUGUGGGUAAUUUAAUUGAAUGGUUUUAUUAGUUAAUCUCAAAAUUAUUGUUUUCUUUUAGGAUGUGUCUGCAGACUACAUAGAGGACUGUAAGUGUUAAAUAAUAGAGGCAACGAAGACGAAGAUAUGCUUCACAAUUUUUGCCUGUUUGCUCAUUAUCAGAGUGAGCUUGCGUGUACUGAGUUUGAGACAUAGAUAUCUUAUAUACACUAGAUAGUGUAUCUCUUUUAAAUAGUAAAAUUGAAGCCAAGAAUAUUCCAGUGGUUACCCCCAUUUGAAUAGAUGGCGGCCAUGUUGGAGUUUCCCACUCGCUAAUAAACGCUUAAAAAACAACAAUAACUUUCAUCAUUUGAAUAGUUUGAAAAUGUAUUUGGAAUAGGUUUAACUUAAUGUUUAAGUUCCCUGUUUAUAAAGAAAUAGAAAACAUACAAGUCUUCUCAUUUCAUGGGAAUAUCCUGAGUCUGCAAUCACGGCUUCAAUUUUUGAAUUGCAGUAUAAUUAGAUGCACUAUCUAGUGUAUAUAAGAUAUCUGUGGUAUGAGGUCACUGGUGGUUGUUCAAGGUGUCUUCCAUUAUAGAUUGAUGUGUCACUGUUUAUGAAUACUCAUGACCAUAAUCCUUACCCUGACCCAGACAAAACAAUGAGACAUGAAACUAUUUCCCUUCCCAUGACAAAUGAAUUUUGUCUGGCAUUAGACAGAGUAGAAUAACAUUUGAAGUAGGGUGCAUUGCCAAUCAAAGGGUUAACACUGUGAUAUAUUUCAAGAUCAUUCUGGUGGGAAGUCAAAGACAACAAAACAUGUGAAAGAGACCCAAGAAAAGCUAGCAAAGUUUGAAAUUGGGUAUGAAUAUAUCUUAUUUACCAGCUGUAAAAUAUCAGCCCGGAAAAUUUGUACUUAUCAAAGGUUUUUCUUGGCCAUUUUUGAUAGUGAUGAUCCUGAAAAUGUCGAGAAGACAAAAAAGAAGAGGCGAAGGAAAAGAACACAGUCCGCAGAUCAGGUAAUGAAAGGAAAUCAAUGAUUCUACAAGAAGCAUGAUUUCGGCUGGGCUAGAUUAAACAGGGUUCGUAGUGGUCUUCGAAAUCCUUGAAAGUCUUUAAAUUGGAAUGCAGGUCUUUGAGGUCUUUGAAAAGUCUUUAAAUUGUGUGAAAAAGCGAAGAAAGUCUUUAAAAGUCUUUAAAUUCUUUAGUGAGGAAUUGAUUAUACGAUUUCGUAGCUAAUAAAAUAGAUUGAUUAAAUGUGAUUUGACGGGACUAAUUACUGGGUAAAAAUGGUGCUUACACUCGCAAUUUUUCGACACCUGAUUGCUCUCAAAGGUCUUUGAAAAGUCUUUUAAAAUAGGCAGAAUUUGUUUGGUCUUGGAGACUACGAACCCUGUUAAAGCAUGCACACGAAUUAUGUACAUUACCACAAAACUUUAAUGCUACAUAGUUAGGUAUUUAGUCAUACUUUCAUGGUAUAUUUCGCAUGCUUUAUUUAGCUGAAUGACGAUACUACAACACCAAUUAGAAAAGAUCAAACACUUGCAGAACAAAAUUUGAUCCAAGCUAAUCUCUACACAAAUGGUAAGUUAAGCAAGGCAUGUAAAAAGAAAUUUCUUCCUGGGAGACAAAAAUCUCCUGCAGACCAACGGAGUAUUUUUGUGCUAAAUCUGCAUGUGCAUAAAAACCUAUAGUGUUCUAGCUGACCAUGGUUUUAAAUUCAAGGAAUAAUGUCUGUCAACCAUAUGUCGUUGCGCCCAUAGUGGGACAUGGGUGUUAAGGUUUCCUUCAAAUUUUCAAUAGCAAGUCUUCCUUCAAACGAAUUUCCUGCAGCUGUUUAACAUUUCCUGCGAGCAGUGCUCGCGUCCUCGCCUAGUUUUUCCACCCCUGAAGUUAAGAACGACGUUUUAAAUUUGCUUUCCCUAACUGGCAAAACCGACAAUGAUAAGUUACCGAUACUUUACUAUCCAGCCUCAAAUAAACUUUCUCGAACCAUCAGACGAAUCGUUUUAACAAGUCGAUUUGCUCGGCUAAGAACUCUAUUGGUUAAAUAAAGAGUUAAGUUAACAUAUAUUGUUUAAAAUUUUAUCUCCAGAUAAGAAUAAAAGUCUUGAAAAAGAGACAAAACAAAGCUACAGUGAAGCACUCUCAGGAUGGUCCCAAGACGAAAUCACAGAAGAUCGUCUGCAGAGAUCAAAGAAAACUGACGGCGAACGGAAAGAAAGAAGGUCGAUCAACUUCUUGUUUAAUUUUGCCUUCCUUGUUUAAGCCUCCUCAGGCUUCCUUGUUCAAGCCUCCUCCUCCUUCCAAAAAGAAUCUGGCACGCGGAAAAUUUCGCUGCCUAUAUAGAGCGGACAAUUGUCGGGAAUUAUUUCCGUCUUACCACAGAAUCACAAGGGAAACAACCGAUACAUUUUACAUGAUAUUCUUCGAAAACAACUCUCCAAAUGGCUGGAAUGCCAUUUCAAAAUCUUUACAGAGAGAUGACGCCAGACCCCUAUGUAGAUAUGGGUACCUUCCACUGGUACCUUCGGCAUCACAUAGCCACUUAUUUCUUUCAAAAAGCCUGCUUCUACUCCAAAUUAUGUUUGGAACCCAGGCCUCCUAUCACGUAAUUGAGACGUACAGCAAGUGACGCCUACAAAAUCAAACCUGACUCCCGAUGCAGGGCUCAAAAUAACGGGAGAUAGGUCUCCGGUGAAAAUGACCAGUCAACUUGAUUUUAACUCGGUCAAAAUCUGUUUUUGACCUGUCAUUGAUACGCUUACACUAACAGUGAAACUAACUAUUAGUGUAGGUAAUCACACGGGAAGGAGUGCAAUUAAUGAUUAACACUACGAGUGAUAUUUGAAAAAUGUGCCAAAAUUGCUUUCUUUAUAUUUCAACUGCUUUUUGUCAAGAGUUUUUAAUUCUUUCGUAAGCAAUUUGGUAUAAACAAACUUGGGAAAUGAUUAUAAACUCAUAAAGGCACAUAACUUAAACCGGAACACAAGAUUCAAACUCAAAUAACAUAUUUUAGACUAAAUAAAUUGUAUUUCAAACUUUACAUAGUCACGUUUCACUGCAUCCCGCCAAGAUUACGGUAUUUCUUAAGACUGUUUCCAGGUAUUUUCCACAGGCUCUUUUUGUCAUACAAUGUUUCUUAAACUUAUUCUUGUGCCAGAAUUCAGUUAAAUUCGUCCAAAUUUGUUAGAAAUACUUAUCUAAAUUUCGCCGCCAUAUUGGAUUUUGUUGUUUUGAUUUCCCGCUCCCCCCAGCCAUCACGAAAAUCAUUAAUUGCACUCCUGGAGAGUGCAAUUAAUGAAAUAAUUGCACUCCUCUUAACCAAUCAGAUUGCAGUAAUUUUGUCAUGUAUAUAAUAAGAACUGAAUCUUGUUUCGAUACAUCAUAGUUUUAAUUCAAGACGUCAGCAAUCACAUUGGAAGGCAUGAAAAUGUGGUCGGUCAAAAUGACCGGUGAGGUAAAAAAGUGACCAGUAAAGAGGAAUUUUUGGCCGGUCAUUGGUCCGUUGACCGCCAUUCGUCAUUUCAAAACUAAGCCAUUUUUAGUCAAAUACAGUUUUCCACUAGCGCGAACGUUGUCGUGCGAUUUCCCUACACUUUUUGUCCUGUGAAAUCUUUGCUGGAACUAAAUGGAUAUGAAUCAAUUAUUUUCACUAUGGUUUUGUGCGAAGCAACGCGCUAGCGGAAAACUGGUAAUUUAACUAAUUGUUGAAAUACUAUUCAUUUCUAAAAUUAUCUUUUAUAUUGUAGAGCUAAGAAGAAAACGAAUCUCGAGGAUACGGAAAUCGCAGCUGCGGUAGAAACCGCGGUAAAUGCCGAGAAAGUACGAAAAAGACUAAAGAAACGGUCAAAACAUCGACCAUCGACUGAAGACAUUACAAAUGACCUUGAUGCCGCUGAUGGACACGAGGGGACUUCGAGGACACGAAGGGAACCGCAGGACAAUCUUGGAUACGAUAUCGAAGACCGCGAGGAUAAAGCGGUACACAAGGAAGGCGGGAAAUCUCAAGCGCGGGAAAAUCUUGGAUACGAAGACGAGCAGGAGACUGGGGCGACUUCGCGGGAACCCAAAACGGGGAAGUCCAAAACUGGUAAACGACGACGAAAGAAAUUAAAAGGUGUGUUCCGUGUACACACGCAAAAAUCUUGUAGCAAGUCUGCCAACAAGUCGUCAACAAGUUGUUUUCGCACUGAUUUGUCCCAGUAGACAAUUCCAGCUUAGUAUCGACUAAUUUUUUAUCUAGAUAAGAAAGACGAAAUAUAUUAUUAUAGCUCAAAAGAGCAUCCUCGAAUUAGUAAAAAAUGCAAGGUUUGGUUGCGAAAUGUUGUAAAAUACGGAAAAUAUAGCCCUGUGAAAUUAGAAAAUUUUCAGUAUUUUAGUAUUACGCGCGGUAAAAAAUUACUAAAAAUAACCAUUUUGAGCUGAAAGUGGUUACUUUUACCGCGCGUAAUACUAAAAUACUGAAAAUUUGCUAAUUUCACAGGGCUAUAUUUUUCGUAUUUUACAACAUUUCGCAACCAAACUUUGCAAUUUUACUCAUUUUUGGAUGCUCUUUUGAGCUAUAAUUAUAUAUUUCGUCUUUCCUGUCGAGAUAAAAAAUUAGUCGAUAACUGGAAUUGUGUAUUUGUCAACAAGUUUGGAACAAGCUGUUAACAACUUGUAACAACCUUGUUGAUAUUAUCAGACUUGUUGCAAGGUUGUUCGAACAAGUCCGAUACAGUCAUGAUAUAGCAGUAUUGUUACAACCUUGUAACAUUCUUGUUUAUCAUGACUGCAUGUAUCGGACUUGUUAGAACAACCUUGUGACAAAUCUGAUAAUGCCAUCAAGCUUGUUACAAGUUGUCAACAGCUUGUUUCAAACUUGUUUCAACAACUGGGAACAAGCAGUGCGAAGACAACUUGUUGACAGCUUGUGAACAGAUUUGUAACAACUUGUUUGCAGACCUGUAACAACUUGUGUGUUUUUAUACGUGUGUACAUAUUGUGCCCUGCGCUUGUUCACAUGGGAAUUCCGUGCGAAUGGCGCCUAAAUUACGAAAACGUUUUAAAAUUUUGAAGAAGCGUCCGCUGACGUCAUUCAUCGUGCUCUGGAGAAGAAACGUCAAGAUGAUGGUCACGUGAUGUGUAUCGUGAUCCACAAGGCUGACAGACUGAAGACUGACUUAAGAAUCAACCAUCCAUUAGUACGUGUUCACGUGCUAGAUGUUAAUACCGGGGAAUACGUGAAGAAAUGCAGUGGGUAAGUUUGUAUGUUUCUGGCAUAGUCAUGCAGUGAGCUCGAUAUACUGUAUAUAUCUGGAGCGAGAAGUCGAGUCCAAAAAAGUGACGCCAAGAUGGCUUGGUGGUGUCUGCUGGUUGACCACAAUACACCAUGAUGCUUAGCGAAACCCACUUAUCCAAUAAUAGCAGAUUACCAUUUCCUUGACCUUGAUUACCAUCUAACUCGAUUUCUCAUAAAUACUGAUUCUCAUUUCAUAGAAAUCGUGCAGCGACGUCAUACUACGAGAAUCCAGAAACGGUGGAUCAUAUCCUGCCAUUAAUGACUCAACCGUUUGACUUCAAACAACAAAAGUAUGUUCCAGCCUUGAUUUAUUCCGUACUGCUUUCUUUGAAAGCCACGCAGGCAGAAAUAUAACUGAACUUAUAUGUCAUGGUUACAGGUCUCUCAUUCCAUCAUGGGAGGAUGUUCUUAUCAUCAAUGAAAUAUAUUCUUACUUUUUACAACGCAAUGAAGGUGAUCCCGAUGUCAUUAUUUUCUUUGAGGUGAGAAGACAUUGAACGUCUGCUAUUUAACGAGACCUUUAGAAAUCAAGCCAUUGUUGUUAGGCAGAAGAGGCAUUGACUUUGUCCUACAACACAAAGGUUUAGUAAAGAUCUCUGCAACUGUGAGUCUCUUUUGCAGAUACUCGACUUCCUUAGUAUGGCAGCAAUAAACAAAUUGAAGGGCACUCAGAGGUCGGAUAGAGGAUGGUACCAAAUUGCAUGGGCAUUUCUUAAGGUAACUGUGGAAGUUAACUUAUGUGUACUAUCAAUGUUAGAAGUCUCAUUAUCUUGUCUGUUGUCUUGUGUACUAACUUAUGUACUAUCUGUAUCAAUGUUAGAAGUCUGAUUUUCUUAGUGAGAGGCGGUAGGUUAAAAUUUAGUAAAUCGGUUACUAAUACUGCAGGACACUCCGCCAGCAAGUUAAGUCAAGUAUCCAUUACACACUGUCACGUAAAAACGCACAAGUUGUUACAAGUCUAGUGUCAGUUAGGGGCUAAUCCCAACCCACACUGUCCGCAUUCCCUGUGGGAGGGCACCUGGGUUUGUUUGUGUUUGCUUGAGAUUGUCUGUCAGUAGGAUAACUCAAAAACUGCCACGCAUUUUGAUACGAAAAUGUAUGGAGCUAAUGGCCAUACAAGAACAAACCGACUAAUAAAAAAUUUGGACGAGUAAUUAACAAAAGUGUGUAUUGCUUUUCUGGGCUGAAAAAUCCUUAAUUAGAACAUGUAUAGUGUAAGAUUGAUUGCUUGGAUACACACGUAAAAAUCUCACAUCUUGUAGCAAGUCUGCCAACAAGCCGUCAACAAGUUGUAUUCGCACUGCUUGUCCCAAGUUGUCAACAAAUUUGGAACAAGCUGUUAACAGUUUGUAACAACCAUGUUGAUAUCAUCAGGCUUGUUACAAGGUUGUUCCAACAAGUCCGAUACAGUGAUGAUAUAACAAUAUUGUUACAACCUUGUGUCGUCAACCUUGUCACAUUCUUGUUUAUCAUGGCUGUAUCAGACUGGUUAGAACAACUUUGUGACAAGUACGAUAAUGUCAUCAAGCUUGUUAACAACUUGUUUCAAACUUGUUCCAACAACUGGGAACAAAGUUGUUCCAAAGGUCGCGGGUUCGAUGUUAGCCAAGCAAAGUUGUUCCAAGGUCGCGGGUUCGUUCCCGUCGCCAAGCCAACUUUUCAGCUUGCCGGUGUGGAUGCACACUCAGAGUAACAUCACAAACAACUGGGGAACAAACGGUGUAGACAACUGCUUGUGAACAGAUUUAUAACAACUUGUUUGCAGACUUGUAACAACUUGUUUGCAAUAGCUGUACUCCGUGAUCGGGCAGCACGUAUCAUGGGUGGCUGCCAGAGGCGCGUCCUUAAGAAACCUUCGACUCGAUCAGGUUGAACCGCAUCCUUUGUGAUUCGGUUAGCUCUCAGCUGCAUGUAAGGACGAUUAGCAUACCCCCACUCACUUAACCUGGCAAAGGUAAUAAUUACAUACUGUAUACCUUUCCUUGUUUGGUUUAGCUGGUGGGUUCCAAUGGAUCUCCUAACACCGACAUCAAGAUCCGUCUGCAGUUAUUCCAUCCCGUGAAAUCAAACAGACGUCGACAGUUAUCAAACCCAAAUGUACCUGAGGUUUAUCAUUGGUGGACGUCGCCUUCCCGUCUUCAAUAUCCUUCAACACUCUACGUGACUGUGAAAGGAAUUAAACCACCGAAAGUUAUUGAUGCCGCAGGAAGAUCUAUGUUCGCUGUUCAAGAG